UUCUUUCUUUCCUUCUUUCUUUUUCUUUCUUUCUCUUUCUUCCUCUCUCCCCUCCCGCCUGCCUUCCUUCCUUUUUUCCUUCUUUUUUUUCUUUCUUCUUUUUUUUUUUUUGUGAGGAAGGUAGCUUUAGUGAAAACAGGGUUUGGAGUUGAACCUAUACGGGUUCAAAUUCGACUUCCGUCCACCACCGAGACCUGCGCUCCCUGAGGGACUCACUCGCUUUCCCAUCCGCGAAACCAGGACGGCGCCGCCUACACCCCGCGGCGUUCGGGGCGGGCUGAAUGGGUCGCUGAGUAGGGGCUACACCCACGCCCUUCGCUCCCCGCCCCCGGCGCGGAGCGACGGCCACGGCAGUGUCCCCAGGGCACCGAAACCGAGGCGGGGUCUCGGUCCCUCCGCGGAAGGAGGGAGCCGGACCGUACGUGGCAGGACUCACCGCCCCGCGCCGCGUUCUCCGAGCCAUGGCGCCUGCCCUGUGGCGGGCCUGCAACGGACUCAUGGCCGCCUUCUUCGCGCUGGCGGCCUUGGUGCAGGUAAAUGACCCAGAUGCAGAGGUGUGGGUGGUGGUGUACACAAUCCCUGCAGUACUGACCCUGCUUGUUGGACUUAACCCUCAAGUCACAGGUAAUGUUAUUUGGAAAAGUAUCUCUGCACUACACAUACUCUUUUGUACGGUGUGGGCUGUUGGCUUGGCGUCCUACCUCUUGCAUCGUACACAACAGAACAUCUUACAUGAGGAAGAAGGCAGGGAGCUGUGUGGUCUGGUGAUUAUUACAGCAUGGAUUAUCCUGUGCCACAGUUCCUCAAAGGUCUCACUAUGUUGCCCAGGCUGGUCGUGGACUCCUGGGCUCAAGCAAUCCUUCCACCUCAGCCUCCCAAGUAGCUGGGAUUACAGCCUCGGCCUCCGGAGGUGCCGGGAUUGCAGACGGAGUCUCGUUGACUCAGUGCUCAAUGGCGCCCAGGCUGGAGUGCAGUGGCGUGAUCUCGGCUCGCUACAACCACCUCCCAGCUGCCUGCCUUGGCCUCCCAAAGUGCCGAGAUUGCAGCCUCUGCCCGGCCGCCACCCCGUCUGGGAAGUGAGGAGCGUCUCCGCCUGGCCGCCCAUCGUCUGCGAUGUGAGGAGCCCCUCUGCCUGGCUGCCCAGUCUGGAAAGUGAGGAGCGUCUCUGCCCGGCCGCCAUCCCAUCUAGGAAGUGAGGGGCGCGUCUUCCCGGCCCCCAUCACAUCUGGGAAGUGAGGAGCGUCUCUGCCCGGCCGCCCAUCGUCUGAGAUGUGGGGAGCACCUCUGCCCUGCCGCCCCGUCCGGGAUGUGAGGAGCGUCUCUGCCCGGCCGCCCCGUCUGAGAAGUGAGGAGACCCUCUGCCUGGCAACCGCCCCGUCUGAGAAGUGAGGAGCCCCUCUGCCCAGCAGCCACCCCGUCUGGGAAGUGAGGGGCGUCUCCGCCCGGCAGCCACCUCGUCCGGGAGGGAGGUGGGGGGGUCAGCCCCCCGCCCGGCCAGUCGCCCCGUCCGGGAGGGAGGUGGGGGGGUCAGCCCCCCGCCCGGCCAGCCGCCCCGUCCGGGAGGGAGGUGGGGGGAUCAGCCCCCCGCCCGGCCAGCCGCCCCUACUGGGAAGUGAGGAGCCUCUCUGCCCGGCCAGCCGCCCCGUCCGGGAGGGAGGUGGGGGGGACAGCCCACCGCCCAGCCAGCCGCCCCGUCCGGGAGGGAGGUGGGGGGGGUCAGCCCCCCGCCCGGCCAGCCGCCCCGUCGGGGAAGUGAGGGGCUUCUCUGCCCGGCCGCCCCUACUGGGAAGUGAGGAGCCCCUCUGCCCGGCCAGCCGCCCCGUCCGGGAGGGAGGUGGGGGGGGGUCAGCCCCCCGCCCGGCCAGCCGCCCUGUCUGGGAGGGAGGUGGGGGGGUCAGCCCCCCCGCCCGGCCAGCCGCCUCAUCCGGGAGGGAGGUGGGGGGGUCAGCCCCCCGCCCGGCCAGCCGCCCCAUCCGGGAGGUGAGGGGCGCCUCUGCCCGGACGCCGCUACUGGGAAGUGAGGAGCCCCUCUGCCCGGCCAGCCGCCCCGUCCGGGAGAGAGGUGGGGGGGUCAGCCCCCGGCCCGGCCAGCCGCCCCGUCCGGGAGGUGAGGGGCUCCUCUGCCCGGCCGCCCCUACUGGGAAGUGAGGAGCCCCUCUGCGCGGCCACCACCCCAUCUGGGAGGUGUACCCAACAGCUCAUUGAGAACGAGCCAUGAAGACAAUGGCGGUUUUGUGGAAUAGAAAGGGGGGAAAGGUGGGGAAAAGAUUGAGAAAUCGGAUGGUUGCCGUGUCUGUGUAGAAAGAGGUAGACAUGGGAGACUUUUCAUUUUGUUCUGUACUAAGAAAAAUUCUUCUGCCUUGGGAUCCUGUUGAUCUGUGACCUUACCCCCAACCCUGUGCUCUCUGAAACAUGUGCUGUAUCCACUCAGGGUUGAAUGGAUUAAGGGCGGUGCAAGAUGUGCUUUGUUAAACAGAUGCUUGAAGGCAGCAUGGUCGUUAAGAGUCAUCACCACUCCCUAAUCUCAAGUACCCAGGGACACAAACACUGCGGAAGGCCGCAGGGUCCUCUGCCUAGGAAAACCAGAGAACUUUGUUCACUUGUUUAUCUGCUACCUUCCCUCCACUAUUGUCCUGUGACCCUGCGAAAUCCCCCUCUGCGAGAAACACCCAAGAAUGAUCAAUAAAAAAUAAAAAAAAAUAAAAAAAUAAAGUAUAUAUAAAGUUUUUUUAAAAAAGAAAAUUCAAAAAUUUAGAGAAAAUCAAAUCCGGAAAAAUUAGAAGACCUAAGGAAAUAUUUCGCUUUUGAAUAGAAAGGAGAAUGGCAAGUUUUUAGUGAACUUUGUUUUCAAAGUUUGCCUGCACCAUUUAUUACAUGCUACGCUAAGUUUUAAAGAGGUAUUUGAAGUGCUGAACCCUUUGAAAUGAAAAACCCAGAACUGAAUUAUAGUCCUCGUGUUUCCUGAAGCAAAAUAACCCUCAAUAGGUUA
Messenger RNA from Gorilla gorilla gorilla (western lowland gorilla), 2989 nucleotides. RefSeq names its product transmembrane protein 220 (gene TMEM220). The record is from RefSeq and is a predicted model, not a curated record. Bases 462 to 1196 code for a protein of 244 amino acids. Lineage: Eukaryota; Metazoa; Chordata; Mammalia; Primates; Hominidae. The transcript is spliced from 7 exons.